AUGUUGAAAGAUCUAUGGCACAGACCUUGGGCGCGAAUGAUUUGGAUUGAGAGAUCCCUGGAGGCUAUCAGCCGAUGCCUCAUCGCCAAGGACGGUAUCGCCUGGCCCGACGAUACCGAACGACGCGAUAUAGCUCGGGAAUUCGGCCGCAAAUCACCUUUCCACAACUGCGUAGGCCUCUUGGACGGCACAUUCAUCCAGAUGGAACAUAUCCCCGGCCGGGAAAAUAAUCGUCUUUGGUCUGGAAGCAGAGAUACCUAUGGUUACAACGUGCUGGUGGUGGUUGAUCAUGAGUAUCGGAUCCGGUCCCUACACACGGUAUUUUUGGCUUCACAUCAUGAUGAGCAGGUGUAUCGUAGUACGAAGGUCACUUCUCCCCCGACGAACAUCUCCUUUAACGACAGCGCCUACACUCCCAACGUCAACUCUGCGCAAGAGGACGAAAAGCACUCGGAAUUCAACGCCGACGUCAAAAAGGCUCAUGUCGUUAUGGAGCGCGCCAUGGGGUAUUGGAAGGCGCAGGUGAAGAAUCCCGAAAAGUAUGUUACGUUUGCUACUGCGCUGCUUCACAACUACGUGCUCGAGCACGAAGGUCUCGACGAUGACGAGCUCAUUGAUGAGGCUGAGCUGGAGCUGGUGAAGAAAGAGGAUAUAGCGGCUCAGAAGAGGUUGGUGGAUAUACAGGAGCUCAAUGAGGCGGAGAAGAAGGGGGAUGGGAGUAGGCGGGAGGCUGUUCGAGCGGAGGUAGAGAGGAUGAGAGAGUUGGGCAGGAGUUGGGGCAGGAUGUUGCGUACGGAGUGA
Cryptococcus wingfieldii CBS 7118 is the source of this 801-nucleotide messenger RNA. RefSeq lists its product as hypothetical. The record is from RefSeq and is a predicted model, not a curated record. Lineage: Eukaryota; Fungi; Basidiomycota; Tremellomycetes; Tremellales; Cryptococcaceae. The transcript is spliced from 5 exons. Bases 1 to 801 code for a protein of 266 amino acids.